GCAAGUGUCUGGCUACAAGGAUGCCAUGCACCAGAGCUUUUCCACAUACGACCAAGCCUGGGACGCUUUCAAGAAACAUUUCACUGUUGCUGUUGCAGAUGGAAUUGAGCCUGUCAUUGUCUCUCCUGUGACUAGGUCACCCAGGCAGCAGCAACAGCAAGGCAGCAGUUCGGCACAGAGGCUCAGCACCUCCUAUUGGUGCCAGCCUGUCUCUCCGGAUGAGCCAACAAUGUCUCCAGUGACUAGAAGAAGGGAAACACUCAGGCAGCAGCAGCAGCUAGCAAGCUGUUCGGCACACAGUCUCAGCACCUCACAUGCAGUGGAGGGUAGCAGUGUUGCCCCUCAGGAAGCACAUUACGUGGAGUCUUACCUGGAUGCAUUGGAGCAGGAGAACGCUGCAUUGAAGCAGGAGAACGCUGACUUGUGCAGGCAACUUCAGGAAUACAAGGAACAGAAGGACAAGAUGGAAGCUGAACUUCAUGAGUGUUUGAUCACGAUGAUGAAGAAAGUGAAAACAUAGUAGGCUGCAGGGUAGUGAUCUGCAGGGUAGUGAUCUUUGUGAUUGGCUGUUGCUGCUGUCAUGUAGGCGUAGUUGUUCCUUUUGUGAUGAUGAAUUGAUGUUAACAAACUAUGAACUGGUCGGUCUCUAAUUGUCACUUUCCUGGACACU
Messenger RNA from Sorghum bicolor (sorghum), 670 nucleotides. RefSeq lists its product as uncharacterized. The transcript is spliced from 3 exons. The record is from RefSeq and is a predicted model, not a curated record. NCBI's taxonomy places the organism in Eukaryota, Viridiplantae, Streptophyta, Magnoliopsida, Poales, Poaceae. Bases 26 to 520 code for a protein of 164 amino acids.